Pan troglodytes (chimpanzee) is the source of this 9180-nucleotide messenger RNA. RefSeq names its product interaction protein for cytohesin exchange factors 1 (gene IPCEF1). The record is from RefSeq and is a predicted model, not a curated record. The transcript has 12 exons. Lineage: Eukaryota; Metazoa; Chordata; Mammalia; Primates; Hominidae. The coding region runs from base 2597 to 3913 and encodes 438 amino acids.
AAUGUUUUUGCUUUUUAGUAAUGUACAUGUGAGGCCAGUGGCUCACACCUGUAAUCCUAGCACUUUGGGACACUGAGGUGGGCAGAGGGCAUGAGCUCAGGAGUUUGACACCAGCCUGGGAAACAUGGUGAAACCCUGUCUCUACCAAAAAGUAUACAAAAAAUUAGCCAGGCGCGGUGGCACAUGCCUGUGGUUUCAGCUACUUGGGAAGCUGAAGCGGGAAGAUUGCUUGAGCCUGGGAGGUGGAGUUUGCAGUGAGCCGAGAUAGCACCACUACACUCUAACCUGGGUGACAGAGUGAGACCCCAUCUCACAAAAAAAGUGUGUGUUUACAAAAAAAUGAGAUAAAAGUGUAUUUUAAUAUAUUAAAACCAUAUUCCUAACACAUUAUAUAUUUUAGAUAUAAUAAUUUACCAUAUGGGGUACAGUAGCCAAAGUUUUUGAAUGGAUAAGUGAAGAGAUUUCUUUCUUUAUGAUAACUGACCAUAGGAAAGCUCAGAUAUUCAGAAUUAUUAAAUACUGUGAAGAAUUGACAAAUCUAACACGUUUUCAACCAAAAAAUGAUGAGCAGUCAUGUAAAACAAAAGAAAGCAGAAGGUAAUGAAAGAACAAAAAGUGGUUGAGGCAUGGUUUGGGAGGUGUCAUAGCAGGUGGCAGCAGCUCUCUUUUGGAAAGUGGAUUAUUCUUAAUUGGCUUGUAUUUUUUUGCAAUUUUAUAUUGGUGCUUUGUGGUCCUGGAGACUAGUAGGGCUCUGAUCACCAUGUGAUUUUAAGCUUGUCAGUAUCAUCACACACACAAAAUUUCUGAGUUUUCUGACUGUAAGAAAGAUAAUGUCUUAAGCCUAGAAUUUCUGUUCAGUCCCCUGAGACAUUCAUCCCUAUUCAGCAAAUAUUCGUGUAAAUUUUCUCUGUAUUAGGCACUGUGAAGAAUAUAAAAUAAAUAUUAGAAAAUAAGUUACUACAAAUAUCUUACUAAUUUACAGUGACAACAAAACACACACAUGAAACAUUAAACAAAAGAACCGACUGGAUACGGUGGCUCAUGCCUGUAAUCCCAGCACUUUGGGAGGCCAAGGCGGGUGGAUCACCUGUGGUCAGGAGUUUGAGACCAGCCUGGGCAACGUGGUGAAACCCUGUCUCUACAAAAUGUAUUAAAAUUAGCUGGGUGUGAUGGCGUGCACUUGUGGUCCCAGCUACAUGGGAGGCUGAGGAUGGAGGAUCCCUUGAACCCAGGAAGAGGAGAUUGUGCCACUGCACGCCAACCUGGGUGACAGAGUGAAACCCUAUCUCCAAAAAGAACAACAACAACAAAAGACCCAAAGUGACAUGUGAUUGUCAUGGUAAACAGUGUAGAGAAUAAGUAUGCUAAAAGUUGGAGAGAGCAUGAUCCAGGAGCCUGUAAUGGUGGAGAAAAAAGUUGAAUAAUAACUUCUGUUCUGUUGAGAAAAAAAGGGCAAAGUUUCAGGUUGGGGGAGAAGAGAGGGAUGACCAUGAAAGUCAGUAGGAAAAUGUAGGCUCAGAGCUCUCCCCUGGCGCCAUCUGUAAUGGUAGUUGGUAUUCGUGCUCCAGCAUAUUGAGCACUCCUAUACCGGGAAGAAUCCUGGACCACAGGAGGGAAGAUCUUUAUGCUGCCAGUUGCUAAACCUGUGAACAUGGGGUUGUUUUCUUUAUGUCUUAGUUUCUCCAUUUGUGAAAUGGGGAGCCUCAUAUCUUUACAUGCCCCAAAGUCACUGGGGUCUCUAUAAGAUAAUGUGUGUGAAUGAGAUUUUUCAGUUGAAAAACAGGAUGUAAGUAUCUUUGGUGAUAAUGAUUUACUGGAUAUACAGAUGGAAGAAAAGCACAAAACCAGGACAUGAAAGGGCAGUGAAGUAGUCAUGAUAUGGCUCCGACGAGUGGAGGAACACCAGGGAUCUUGACUCAUGUGAAUUAGAUAAAACGACACGGACACACGUGGAGUGGUUUUAAGGAGCAGAGAAUUUAAUAGGCAAGAGAAAAGGGAGAAGAAAGAAAGAAGCAGCUCCCCUGUACACAGACAGAGGGAGAGGUGCUCCAAAACUGAGAGAGGAGACUCGGAGUGUGGUGGAUACCAGCCAGUUUUAUGAGGAGGCUAGAGGAGGCGGUGUCUGAUUUGCAUAGGGCUCAGGGGAUUGGUUUGACUAGGCAUGUCAUUCACGUAGCCUGCACAAAAAACUGGCCCUCCCACCUUAGCCUUUUUAUAUGCAAAUGCAGGGCGCCUUGAUGUUCUACACACGUGGGGAUAUGUGAGGUCGGCCAUGCUGCCAGGCACACCACGGGGCAAGGGCAAGAGGACAUGUGGGAAUCUCCAUGUUGGGUGGACCCAGUUUCUAAUGGCCUGCAUUUGCAUAUCAAAGGUUGCCAGCCCAGUUCUAAGAGCCGGGCUUUCCUGUUAGACAAGAGACGUUCCUGGAGCUGCUUUAAAAGGGACGAAAACUUUCCAAGGACCUCUUUUCCUCUCUAUCUGCCUAAAAUAAUUUCUCAACAACACCUACAGCAGUCACAGCACACCUGGGUCAAUGUCAAAGGCAACAGAACUGGACCAAGAAAAUUCAUAACUUUUUGCUUUUGUUUCUACUAAGAUGACAUCAUACAUGGCUAUUGAUGGCAGUGCUCUUCAGGUUCCCUUGCGUCAGAAGCCCAGGAGGAAAACUCAAGGUUUUCUCACGAUGAGUCGGAGGAGGAUAUCGUGUAAAGAUCUGGGCCAUGCUGACUGCCAAGGGUGGCUGUAUAAGAAAAAGGAAAAGGGAAGUUUCCUAAGCAACAAAUGGAAAAAGUUCUGGGUGAUACUGAAGGGGUCGUCACUGUACUGGUAUAGCAAUCAAAUGGCAGAGAAAGCUGAUGGAUUUGUCAACCUGCCUGAUUUCACUGUGGAAAGAGCAUCCGAAUGCAAGAAAAAGCAUGCUUUUAAGAUCAGCCAUCCACAGAUCAAGACCUUUUAUUUUGCAGCUGAGAAUGUGCAGGAAAUGAACGUGUGGUUAAAUAAACUUGGAUCGGCUGUAAUCCAUCAGGAAUCCACUACAAAGGAUGAAGAAUGUUACAGUGAAAGUGAACAGGAAGAUCCUGAAAUAGCUGCGGAGACACCACCCCCUCCUCACGCUUCCCAGACUCAGUCUUUGGCUGCACAGCAGGCAUCUUCAUCCUCACCCAGCCUGAGUGGAACGUCGUGUUCUUUCUCUUCCCUGGAAAAUACAGUGAAGACACCCAGCAGUUUUCCUUCCUCCUUAUCUAAAGAGAGACAAUCCUUGCCUGACACAGUUAACAGUUUGUCUGCUGCUGAAGAUGAGGGACAACCAAUAACGUUUGCUGUGCAAGUUCAUUCACCUGUACCCUCAGAGGCAGGCAUCCACAAGGCCCUGGAAAACAGUUUUGUCACAUCAGAAAGUGGAUUUUUGAACUCUUUAUCUAGUGAUGAUACUUCUUCAUUGAGUAGCAAUCAUGACCAUCUUACUGUCCCAGAUAAGCCUGCUGGAUCAAAGAUCACGGACAAAGAAGAGACAAAAGUGUCUGAAGAUGAUGAAAUGGAGAAGCUGUACAAAUCAUUAGAGCAAGCUAGUCUAUCUCCUCUUGGGGACCGACGACCUUCAACUAAAAAGGAGUUGAGAAAAUCCUUUGUUAAGCGGUGUAAAAAUCCAUCUAUAAACGAGAAACUCCACAAAAUCCGAACAUUGAAUAGCACAUUAAAGUGUAAAGAACAUGAUCUGGCCAUGAUUAACCAGUUGCUGGAUGACCCGAAGCUGACAGCCAGGAAAUACAGAGAGUGGAAAGUCAUGAACACCCUGCUGAUCCAGGACAUCUAUCAGCAGCAGCGGGCUUCGCCUGCCCCUGAUGACACUGAUGACACCCCCCAGGAACUCAAGAAAUCACCUUCUUCGCCCUCUGUUGAGAAUUCCAUUUGAGACAAAGUCAGGGUUUUCUCCUCUUAUAUUUUAUCACAAGCAACUCUUCAAGAUGUUGCAAAAGCUUACAUUUUUCCUUAAAAGGAAAACUGAAACCCAGUCCUUCAAGCAUCAGCUUCCCAUCUAAAGAUGCACGUUAGAUGAAGAUAAUCACCGAAUACACCGGGGCUCCUCAUUUCAGUCGUAACGCAUCCACUGAGAUUGGAACGAUUGAGUUCAGUUGAAAGGCGUUUUUUGUGUUCCUACUGGGAGCUCACGGUGAUGUGGGGCUCUAGGGGGGAUGUGAGAAAUGUCUCUUCUGUUCAUUGCUCUCCAGAGAAUGCUAUGGACAAGAAUCAAAUUUUACCAGGAGUAAUUGCCCAUGGAAACAUUCUGUUUUUCAAAAGAAGAAUGUACAUAUUCCACUUGGCUGGGAAGCUGUGUGGCCCAAAUCACUGUUUGAGUGGAGGAAUGUUUUCUAGAGCAGUGACUGGAAGGACAAACGUGGUGUUGCAGAACAAAAAUUCCUUGCCUUUGGGAUGGAAUGGUGGUGCCUUUUCCAUGUGAUGAGAAAUGCUUCAUAGACAGUGGCAUGUGGGAGAGCUGAAGGAGGAGGCGUGUUCCAUAUUCCACUCAUUCAAAGGACAGCUUGGUGUUUUCACACUUUAUGCAGGUUAGGGGAUCUGAUUAAUGUUUCCUUUCCUUACAACAGCUAGAGAAAACAUCUCAUCACAAUUGGAGACCUCUACUUCCUUCGAGCUUUCCUACUCAAUGGUAGGAGAUAGUAAUAUGUUCAGCAAAGAAUGUCUACUGCUCUUGUCCUUGGCUGUGAUCCCUAUACAUAGUGUGAAUUUAUAUCCAGAUUUCCCAGGAUCAAUAUUGACAAGAUGACUUUGGCAUCUGAAUUGUUUUAAUAUCUUUACUCAAAAAAACAAAAAAAAAAAAACCCAUGGAAGCAACAAAAGAGUUAAACAUGAUGGAUUUAUUUUUGUAUGUUUAUAUGUCACUUGUGUGCUAUGUGAAUAGCUAUGUUUGUUAUUUAAAUAUAUUUAUAGAAGUUCAAAUUACUAGUGUUUAAAAGAUGAUAUACUAUUAUAUAUUGUGCUUAGUAUAUAUUUGAUGAGUCUAUACUUUUUGCUUGAGAAAAAUAGAAAUACUAUUGAUUCACUGGUGUUAUGAUGUUGCACUGUGUCUGAGGAAUGCUCAGGAAAUCUUGUGGGAAAAAAAUGGGGCAUGCAUUCAUAAUUUUUCGUUUUCUUCCCCACCCCAACCCCCAUGAGCUCUUUAAUUUAGAUUUCUAUCUCUUGUAAGUCACUCUUUUAACCAGCAAAGGACUUUCAUCUUAGAUUAUCCUUUCUAUUAAAUAAACUUUAAGCUUUGUGCCAUUUAUGCCUGCAAACCUUAGACCAAAGGCAACACAACUAAUGUCAUCUUUUCAUUAAAGACUAAUAGAAAUUUAGAAAUCAUUGUGUUAAAGAGAGCUAUAGAGAAACAAUAUGAAAGUCUUCCCUUACUAAUCACCAUGAAUAUUUCUCACCAUAAGAAUAACCACAACCCACCAAGUACCCAUGUUGGCCCUGCCUACCCCUAACAAAUUGUUCACACAACCUAUUUUGUUUUAUAGCUUCAAAGUGUGGCUUGACAUUCAAAUGGAAGGAACCACCUGAAUUAUAUCUGCAAACAAAAUGGAAAUAGUUGUUGAAUAGUUCCCCAAGCUUUACUAAGAAGCCUUAAUACUCUGUAAACAAACAAACAAACAAAAAACAACCUUAGCAUUAAGAAAUAAAAACAAAAAACAAGAAGCAAGUUGUACUGCUAGAAACUUCUCUAAGAUAAGAGGCCAGGCCAAUCAGUUUGGCCCAGCAAACAUGUGGGUACUUCUCCACCUAGGGAAGCCACUGAAGAUGAGUUUGACCAGUGGUGACCUGACAGAGGGAACAUUCAGAUCCUCAGAUUGCACCCUGAUGCCCUGGUUUAGGAGAGCAGUGCUUUAACCUUUUGGCCCUGGAAAUUACUGGUUCUCUCUGUGAUUAGCAGAUACCAGAAGGGAAAUUAUUUAGGAUUGGCAAUGUAAAGAGUAUUGAAGGAACGACAAAUAACAAUAGCAGAAAUAACAGUGUGACAUAAAGUGCCCUUCCACCUAUUUUUCUUUGGUUUGCAACAUCAACCUGUAGACUUCCAGUUUUUCUUAAAUUGAAGAGCUCCAGACACUUUUGAGCAGGGUUUGUGAAUACCUUUGAAUGCUUUCCUUUGGCUUUUCCUGAAGACAUAUUUCCCCAACCUUUCAAUUGUAAACUCCUUUAGUACCAUUCAAACUUAAAGGCAAAAAAGAUCCCUGGGAUUACUUAGCCAAGGCUUAAAAUUAUUUUUCAAAGUCAAGAACAUUAGCCUAGAAAUUUUUGCUUUGCUAGUUAAAGCUUACUUUGCAGAGCUUCCCAAAGUGAAAGGGAAACUGAACUUCACAAUUUUGCACCUGGCUUUCUGGAGCCCCAUUGCCUGCUCAUUCGUGUUUUUUCUCCUGUAAAUUAUUUUGCUUUUGACCAGGUUGUGCUAGAAAGUAGGGCUGCUUCUGUGAGUUCUCAGCCUAGGCUGUGGCCACUAAGACGUGGGUGGGGGGAUAGACAGGAGUGAGAGGGAGAGUGGGUGACACUUUCCAUGACACUUAAUGUAGGAAGACAUGGGCUUCUCUCUCUUGGCCUCAAGCCACUUUUCUGGUCCAAAGAAUAUUGGGAAAACUGGAUUACUUUCAGUAUAUUUCUUGAGACCGGGUCAUCUCUGAAAUGCAUUUGGGGUAGUUUCAUGGGGUCCAAGGGCCAAUUCCUAUACCCAGUCCUGCAGUGUCUGUGAGCUGUGGAAUGAGAGAGAAAACCAUGGCUGCUCAGGAAGGAAGUGGAGAAUCUCUCAGCACACGUAGAUCCAAAUCUGUGGCACCUGCUAAAGAUUAGGAUUUGGAGAGGACUCCUCUUUGGGGUUGUGAAGAGGACCUUUUCCCUCUGUUGUUAACCUGUAGAUCCAGAACGGAGCCUGAUGUGAUGCCUUCACUGGCUGAUAUAUUGCAAAUAGACACUCUGAGCCCUGCAUUGCAAGGGCGUCUUUUGCUUUAAAGAAUUCUUAGUUUUGCCACAACAGCUCAAAUCUCAGAAUAGGAUCACAGGCCUAGAAAGACUCCUAAAGUAUAGGAUUACAAAGACUCCAGGAAGCGUAAGAAAGAGAUUGUGUUUGGAGUCAGAUUUCAAUGUGAAACCCAUGCCUUAUAUUUACACAGCACUUUGUAGUUUGCAAAUUAAUGUGUUUUCAGCCCCCUCCCGCUGCCCCAUGCUCUAUGUGAGAUGAUUGUGGAUUAUUACAGUGAAGUGCCUGGCCCAGAGCCCCCAGUGAUGAAGCAGGAACUUGAGUCUCAGGACUCCCAGCGGCUCUCUGCCCAUUUCCUCCUCUCCGCCCCCCAUCUCGCUUCACCUGUUACCUUGUGAAGUUGCUGUUGGCACAUAGCCCACUAGGAAACCAAGAAGUUUGACUGGGAGUGUGUGUUUCAUUGCACUGGGCUUAGCAUACGGCCGGCCCUGGUGGCUGUUUGGCUAAAUUCUCCAUUUGAAACCUAAAGGGCCCUCUCUGUGCUUGAGCACAGUCUCCUCCUAAUGGUCCUGCCUCAACCUGCUGGUGGGCUGUCUAUGGAUUGGGGUUUCACCUAAUCAUGCUGUGUUUCCUUUCUUUUCUUUCUGUACAUUAGACUACUUGGGAGGUGCUGUGUGAUCCUUGGAUGAAAAACAUGUAUUUAAAGAAAUGGAGAGUGUUCAUUUUGUUUGCUUUUUGAGGCAUGUGCUGUCAGAUGUCAGAGACCCAACUUAGUGAUUAGAGGUUGGUCCUUUGACCUUCUUCUCUUAAUUGCUUUUCAUGUAAUCAUGAUAAUUUACUCAGGUAGCACUCCAGUCACAAACAAUGUCACAGAGAUGAAACAGAUUCAAAGAAAAAAUAUUUUUAAGUCUUUUGAAAAGAAGUGCUAUUCAAAUUUAAGACAUGUUUAAAUUCAUAGGUACAUUAUCUCUUAGUAAGAAAUACUUUUUUUUUUCUUUUUUUAGACAGAGUCUUGCUCUGUUGCCCAGGCUGGAGUGCAGUGGCACGAUCUUAGCUCACUGCAACCUCUGCCUCCCUGGUUCAAGUGAUUCUCCUGCCUCAGCCUCCCGAGUAGCUGGGACUACGCCCAGCUAAUUUUUAUAUUUUUAGUAGAGACCGGGGUUUACCAUGUUGCCCAGGCUCGUUUCAAACUCCUGACCUCAGGUGAUCUGCCUGCCUCUGCCUCCCAAAGUGCUGGGAUUACAGGUGUGAGCCACCACACCUGGCCGAAAGACAGUAUUUUAAUAUAGCCACAUACAUGAUUUAAUGAGUAAUGUUAAGUACAGAAAAGCUGCCAUAUCCACAUAGUUUUAGGGGGCAUUUCUUCUUCAGUCUAACAAGAAUAUGAUAUCCAAUUGUGGUUUUCCAAUUUAUUUCUCUUCCAAUUUCUUUUGUAUACCUCACAGGAGAAAUUGAAUCCUAGAACUGGGAGAUGACUGCCCUGCCCAGGGUUUUGUAAUACAUAAUUGAAAAUAAAAGUCCCUGAAACUAAAUGUUUGCAGCCUGUAUGAAAUGGACUGUGGAAGGGGGAUAAUUUCUCUCCUCACAGAAAGCCACUCGUCUCCUUGAAUGAGGCAUUGAGCAGACACACGUUUCUCUGUGUCAUGGGGCAGGAAGCAAUUCCCUUGCCUCUUCAGCACAUCUCAGUUCUUUCCCACAUGACCCCAGAACCACAUAGAAAACAUUGAAAAUAAUGGAUUUUUCAUUGAAAAAAGCUUUACAUUUCUCUUGCUGUAAGGAGACUUAACUGCUCUGUAUUUGAAUUUUUUUUUUUUUAACCUUUAGCCCAAAAGGGAAGUGUGCCUCGUGGAAAGAGCAAAUGCCGUAAAAUAGAAACCAGCAGUUUUAAUCGCCAUAUAUUUUAAUGUGCUUGCAUGAUGGGAAUGUGACUUUUAGCACUGCAUGGUGUUUGGGGGCAAGAUAUUAAUGUGGAAAUCUUAGCUUAAGUUUUACUGUGCUCUCAUCCUGUGUCAGCUACCCCUCUAAACUGAAAAAGAGGCAUGGCUCAUUUCUCUCCUGCUUUAUGUUUUUGAGGUUGACUUGUAAGAUAAAAAUAAGAAAAAAAAUAUAUCUAGUCAAAUGAUAUGAAAAAAAGUUGAAAUAUACUACUGGUGUUCAUUUUCUGUCCUGCAGUGUUGCUUUCUCGAAGAAAUAAACAUGUGGCUGGAAGUGUUUAA